Messenger RNA from Manihot esculenta (cassava), 659 nucleotides. RefSeq lists its product as uncharacterized. The coding region runs from base 281 to 490 and encodes 69 amino acids. The record is from RefSeq and is a predicted model, not a curated record. NCBI's taxonomy places the organism in Eukaryota, Viridiplantae, Streptophyta, Magnoliopsida, Malpighiales, Euphorbiaceae. The transcript has a single exon.
AACAAGGAGUUUCUCGCGUGGAAGCUGUGACGUGCAAGCAAAGCCACGAUAAAAUCAGAAUCACUUAUGGGAAGGGAAGGACGGCGGGAACAGAACAGAAUCUCCAAUGACUUCAAAUUCCAACCUCCGCCCCACACCACCAUCACUCUCUCAGUAUCUCCUUUUUCUCUCCAUAUAAACACCCAUCUCCACUAUCAUCAUUCACCCACUGCUUCUAUCUCUCUUUUCUCUCUUCCUUCAGCUUAAACGAUAUAAAAGAUAAAGACCCUCUUGGAGGAAAAUGUCAGAUUGGGGUCCAGUGUUCGUGGCAUUGGUGCUGUUCGUGCUCCUAACUCCUGGACUGCUGUUUCAGGUUCCAGGGCGGCAUCGGUGCGUCGAGUUUGGGAAUUUUCAGACAAGUGGUGCUUCUAUUAUGAUCCAUUCUCUGCUUUACUUUGCUCUUGUUUGUGUCUUCUUUCUGGCUGUUAAGGUUCAUUUGUACCUUGGUUAGUGAUGAUGCUGCAAAAACAAAACCCAAGUAGCUAGUGAGUGUAAUGAAUAAUUUCAAGAUAAUUUCUUUGAAUUCUGGGUAUUAUUGUAAUCAAUUUCCUUUUCCCUAAUCCUUUGUUUUGUUCAAGUUGUAUUCAACUUAAGAAUUUCAAGAAUUUUUUCUAUGUUCA